Messenger RNA from Cricetulus griseus (Chinese hamster), 1165 nucleotides. The record is from RefSeq and is a predicted model, not a curated record. Lineage: Eukaryota; Metazoa; Chordata; Mammalia; Rodentia; Cricetidae.
ACCCUUGCUUUACCCAUGCAGCACAGCUUUAAGGCUGUCAUCCACUUUGCUGGGCUCAAGGCUGUGGGCGAGUCGGUGCAGAAGCCUCUGGAUUAUUAUAGAGUUAACCUAACAGGGACCAUCCAGCUUCUGGAGAUCAUGAGGGCCCACGGGGUGAAGAAUCUCGUGUUCAGCAGCUCAGCCACCGUGUAUGGGAAUCCCCAGUACCUGCCUCUGGAUGAGGCCCACCCCACCGGGGGUUGUACCAACCCCUAUGGAAAGUCCAAGUUCUUCAUCGAGGAGAUGGUCCGGGACCUGUGCCGGGCAGAUUCGGCCUGGAACGCAGUGCUGCUACGCUACUUCAAUCCCACGGGUGCCCACGCCUCUGGCCGCAUCGGCGAGGAUCCCCAGGGCGUCCCCAACAACCUCAUGCCCUAUGUCUCCCAGGUGGCAAUUGGGCGACGAGAGGCCCUGAAUGUCUUUGGUGGUGACUAUGAUACAGAGGAUGGCACAGGUGUAAGGGAUUACAUUCAUGUGGUGGAUCUGGCGAAGGGCCACAUCGCAGCCUUGAAGAAGCUGAAGGAGCAAUGUGGUUGCCGGAUCUACAACCUGGGCACAGGCACAGGCUACUCUGUCCUGCAGAUGGUCCAAGCAAUGGAGAAGGCUUCAGGGAAGAAGAUCCCAUACAAGGUGGUGGCACGGCGGGAAGGUGACGUGGCAGCCUGUUAUGCCAACCCCAGCCUGGCCCAUGAGGAGCUGGGCUGGACAGCAGCCUUGGGGCUGGACAGGAUGUGUGAAGAUCUAUGGCGCUGGCAGAAGCAGAACCCUUCAGGCUUUGGAGCACAGGCCUAAAGACCUCCUUACGAAGGACCAAAAAGGAAGAGGAGCAGUUGCCUGCUUUCCAGCAUCCACAGAACCCUGUACCCUCAUGCUCUGGGGCCAAGCUGAGGCCACCCUACCUCAAAUGCCAGCUCAGUCCUCCAGGCAGGAGACCUGUCUGGCUUCACUAAGCAGAAAGGAGCCUGGGUCUUUCCAGCCUAUUUUCCCCAUGGUCCAGGAGCUCACAGGACCCUGGAGCCUAUGUGGGCCAGCGGUCUGGGACCAUAGCCUCCCCUGGGCACUAACUUAUACUGCUAUGAUUGAACUUUCCAAAGUAUUUAAAAUAAAAAUGUUUUCUUAUCCGGGA